CAAUAAUAUUUAUCACUUGCAAUCCUAAAUCAAUUUUUUAAAUUUAGUAAAACAAAGAAAAGUUUUUACCUUACCGCAGGAGUGACGGAGUCACGGAGACCGGAGACGGGAAGAAGAUGAUGCAGGUUGCGGCGGUCGCCCGUCGCUGGCGGCCUGGCGCGUGGAGGCUGGUCGGCGGUCGGCAAGUUGCGGUCUCGCGUGUCGCGUCGGCUGGGCAGCAGAACGGCAGAUUGGGAGCUUUAGGGUUCCAAAAUCAAAAAUAUGAUAAUAGUAAUAGUAACAGUAAUAGUAAUAUUCGAAGCAAGAAAAAAAAGCCUCCCGGUGGUGGUGGCGGUCUCCUCCGCAUGUUCAAGCUCCUCCCCAUGCUAACCACCGGAUGCAAGAUGGUGACGCUUCUAGGGAAGCAAAUGAAGCCGAUGCUGACGGACCGGGCCACCACCGGGACACUAUUCGGGUACAAGAAGGGUCGGGUCAGCCUGGCCAUCCAGGAGGACCCGCACCGUCCGCCCAUUUUCAUGAUCGAGCUGCCCAUGCUGACCGCCGUCUUCCACAAGGAGAUGGCGAACGACGUGGUCCGGCUGGCGCUCGAGAGCGAGACGACCACGAGGAAGAAGAAGGUUCUCGAAGAGUACGUGUGGGCAGUGUACUGCAACGGCCAGAAGAUGGGGUACUCCAUCCGGCGGAAGAACAUGACCGACGACGAGUGCCACGUCAUGCACCAUCUCCGCGGUGUCUCCAUGAGCGCCGGCGUGCUUCCCGCCCCGUCGUCGGAGAGUAACAGAAAAGAUUCGACCGACGGGGAGUUGACUUAUAUGAGGGCCAGGUUUGACCGAAGAGUUGGGUCCAAAGAUUCGGAAGCGCUGUAUAUGAUUAACCCGGAUGGGGCUUCCGGGCAAGAAUUGAGUAUUUUCUUUGUGAGAAUCUUGAUACUCAUGUGGACCUUAGAGCACUAGAUAUACAUUCGCGCCUCAGUUCGACAUAUCAGUUUGUGAGGUUGGUCGCAUAGUCGCGCCUCAGUCCGGCAACACGGCCUCCAAGUUUGGGAUGCUUGUUAGUCGUCCCCGUGUCACCGCGUGGGAGUCAUUCGUCAUCAAAAUUUAUUGUUCGUUUGCAGGGCCGGUCACCUUCGUUCGUUGUUGUCACAGCAGAUCAAGUUCAAGUUCUU
Cuscuta campestris is the source of this 1165-nucleotide messenger RNA. The record is from the annotation of a GenBank genome assembly. Lineage: Eukaryota; Viridiplantae; Streptophyta; Magnoliopsida; Solanales; Convolvulaceae.